Messenger RNA from Mustela erminea (ermine), 5010 nucleotides. RefSeq lists its product as uncharacterized. Gene Ontology annotation, biological process: virion assembly; proteolysis; DNA integration. The record is from RefSeq and is a predicted model, not a curated record. Gene Ontology annotation, molecular function: zinc ion binding; RNA-DNA hybrid ribonuclease activity; nucleic acid binding. NCBI's taxonomy places the organism in Eukaryota, Metazoa, Chordata, Mammalia, Carnivora, Mustelidae.
AUGGGGCAAACACUUACCACUCCUCUAAGCCUCACUCUAGGUCACUGGAAAGAUGUUCAGAACCGAGCCAACAACUUAUCGGUGGAAGUCAAAAGAAGAAAAUGGCAGAUUCUCUGUACCUCUGAAUGGCCCACCUUCAAAGCUGAAUGGCCCACAGAGGGAACCUUUAACAUUAAUGUUAUUUUGCAGGUCAAGGAGCGAAUCUUUAAUCAAGGACCUCAAGGUCAUCCGGACCAAGCACCUUAUAUUAUAGUCUGGGAAAGUCUAGUCAAAGAACCCCCUCCAUGGGUCUCUCCUUUUGUCCCCUCUUGCCCUCCCUUAAACCCCUCGACGCCGCCUCCAUCAGUUCCCUCCGCUCCACCGGCUCCACUCCCCACACCAACUCCUAGCGACCCCUCAAAACCCCCCAUCUCUUCUAACCUAUAUCCUGAAUCCCCUUUGAUAGACCUCCUAACCGAGGACCCCCCACCUUAUCGCCCUCUUAGACCAGCACCAAACCCCAUAAGGGAAUCAGAUCCUGACCCUUCGCCAUCUCCAAUCGCAGGCAGAGUUAGAGGCCGACAAAGACCGGAAAAAGAAGAAGCUUCUAGGCUCCUACCCCUGCGUCAGGGGAGGGAACCAGGAAGCCUCCAAUAUUGGCCCUUUUCUGCAUCUGAUCUAUAUAACUGGAAGUCUCAUAACCCUUCCUUUUCACAGGACCCCGUGGCCCUAACCGCCUUAAUUGAAUCUAUCUUAAUUACCCAUCAGCCUACCUGGGAUGAUUGUCAGCAGCUCUUGCAGGCUCUCCUCACCACAGAGGAGAGACAAAAGGUUUUUCUGGAGGCCAGAAAGAAUGUCCCAGGGGAUGACGGAAGGGUCACACAACUUCCUAAUGAAAUAGAUGCGGCCUUCCCUCUGACUCGCCCUGACUGGGACUUCAAUACGGCUGCAGGUAGGACCCACCUACGUCUUUACCGCCAGUUACUCAUAGCAGGCCUCCAUAAUGCGGGACGUCGCCCCACUAAUUUGGCCCAGGUAAGGCAAGUGACUCAAGGUAAGGAGGAAUCUCCAACCGCCUUCUUAGAAAGGCUUAAGGAAGCUUACCGCAGGUAUACGCCUUUUGACCCAGAUAGUGAUGAUCAGAGAGGGAAUGUCUCCAUGACAUUCAUUUGGCAGUCAGCUCCAGAUAUUAGAAACAAGUUACAGCGUUUGGAAAAUCUACAAGAUUUCUCUUUGCAAGAUUUAUUAAAGGAGGCAGAAAAGAUUUUUAAUAAGAGAGAAACCCAGGAGGAAAAAGAGGAACGACUUAGGAAGUUGCAGGAGGAAAAAGAGGAAAAGCUAAGGAAGGAAACUGAGGAAAAGGAAGAAAAGCGAGAACGUAAACGAAACAAGGAACUUAAUAAAAUCUUGGCCACCGUAGUGCAAGGCAGCCAGAGCUUAGAGAUAGGAAAGUCAGACAGAAAGGGAGACAUAAGGAGGCUUCAGAUAGAACGGGACCAAUGUGCCUAUUGCAAGGAACGAGGACAUUGGGCCAGAAACUGCCCGAACAAUCCUAAGAGAAGUACUAAGCCGGUCACAAGACUCAUGGCUUUAGACAAAGACUAGGGGCGUCAGGGUCAGGAGCCCCCCCCUGAACCCCGGAUAACCCUAACCGUUGGGGGGCAACCAAUCACCUUUCUAGUAGAUACAGGGGCUCAACACUCCGUUUUAACUAAGGACCCGGGACCACUCAGCAACCGGACGGCCUGGGUUCAAGGAGCCACUGGAGGAAAACAAUAUCGUUGGACAACAGACAGGAAGGUACACCUGGCCUCAGGUAAAGUUUCUCAUUCCUUUCUUCAUGUUCCUGAUUGCCCCUAUCCGCUCCUGGGUAGAGACUUGUUGACCAAACUCAAAGCUCAAAUUCAUUUUGAACCACAAGGGGCCACCGUGACCGGCCCCAAGGGGACUCCUCUACAUAUCCUUACCUUACAAUUGGAAGAAGAAUAUAGAUUACAUGAGGAGCCCCCUCAGCCCCAAAAGGACAUAAAAUCCUGGCUUGCAUCUCACCCUGAUGCCUGGGCAGAAACAGGAGGAAUGGGACUAGCUAUCCAGCAGCCCCCCAUUCACAUACAAUUAAAGGCAACCGCCGUUCCUGUCAAUGUUAAACAGUACCCUAUGUCCAAUGAGGCCUAUCAGGGCAUCAAGCCACACAUACGGCGGCUACUAGACCAAGGCAUUUUAACCCCAUGCCGGUCUCCUUGGAACACUCCUCUGUUACCCGUUAAGAAGCCUGGUACCAAUGAUUACCGACCAGUUCAGGACCUCAGGGAAGUCAAUAAGAGGGUAGAAGACAUCCACCCUACGGUGCCCAACCCUUACAACUUACUCAGCACCUUGCCUCCAACCCAUUCCUGGUAUACCGUCUUAGACCUCAAAGAUGCUUUCUUCUGUUUAAGACUGAGUCCUCAGAGCCAGCCUCUCUUUGCCUUUGAAUGGAGGGAUCCGGACUUAGGAAUAUCAGGCCAGUUGACCUGGACUCGGUUACCACAAGGGUUUAAGAACAGCCCAACGCUGUUCGAUGAGGCUCUUCACCAGGACUUGGCUGACUUCCGGGUAAGGCACCCCUCCCUGAUCCUGCUUCAGUACGUCGAUGACAUCCUACUAGCAGCCACCAAUGAAGAAGACUGCCGUACAGGUACUGGGGAUCUUUUAAUGACUCUAGGCCAAUUGGGAUAUAGGGCAUCUGCCAAAAAGGCCCAGAUUUGCCAGGCUAGAGUCACCUACCUGGGCUAUGAACUAUAUGAUGGCCAACGAUGGCUAACGGCUGCAAGGAAAGAGACUAUUCUUAACAUUCCUGCGCCUCAAAACCAUAGGCAAUUGCGAGAGUUCCUAGGAACAGCGGGCUUUUGUAGACUAUGGAUUCCGGGAUUCGCAGAAAUAGCGGCCCCUCUAUAUCCAUUAACUAAGCAAGAUACUCCUUUUGUAUGGACUGAACAACAGCAGCAGGCGUUUGAUCAUAUCAAACAAGCACUCCUUAAAUCCCCAGCAUUAGGCCUGCCAGACAUUACAAAGCCCUUUGACCUUUUUGUUGAUGAAAAACAGGGCUUUGCUAAAGGGGUCUUAACACAGAGACUCGGACCUUGGAAACGCCCUAUUGCGUACCUCUCAAAAAAAUUAGACCCCGUGGCAGCUGGCUGGCCACCAUGCCUAAAGAUGAUAGCAGCAAUUGCAGUUCUCAUCAAAGAUGCCACCAAACUGACACUGGGACAGCCCCUGACCAUCCUGGCUCCACACACAGUGGAAUCUCUAAUCCGCCAACCACCAGACCGCUGGUUGUCAAAUGCCCGCCUGACACAUUAUCAGUCCCUCCUCCUGGACACAGACAGGAUCCAAUUUGGACCUGUAAUGACUCUUAACCCUGCAACCUUGCUGCCCACUCCGGGAGAGAUACCAUUACAUGACUGUCACCAGAUCCUUGCGGAAACACAUGGGACACGACCGGACCUAACCGAUCAGCCCAUGAAGGAUGCGGACCUGACUUGGUAUACAGAUGGCAGUAGCUACCUGCAGGAUGGAAAACGACGGGCGGGGGCGGCCAUCACGACCGACUCCCAGCUUGUAUGGGCAAGCGCGCUACCAGAAGGUACCUCAGCUCAGAGGGCAGAGCUGAUAGCUCUAACGCAGGCCCUCCAACUGGCAGAAGGUAAGAGUCUUAAUGUUUAUACAGAUAGCAGGUAUGCUUUUGCUACUGCUCAUGUCCACGGAGAAAUCUAUCGGAGGAGGGGACUGCUAACCUCAGAGGGCAAAGAAAUCAAAAAUAAAGCUGAAAUAUUGGCCUUAUUAAAAGCCUUAUUUCUUCCCAAAAGGCUGAGCAUAAUGCACUGUCCUGGCCACCAGAAAGGGGAGACCCCCGAGGCAAGGGGAAACCGCCUAGCUGACACAAUGGCUAAACAGGCAGCCUUGGGGCCCCAAUUGCUAACUGUCACUAUACUUACUGAGACAGAAGACAUAGAUAAUGCCAUCAUUUGGAAUUAUGAGGAAGCCGACUUGGACUAUGUACAAAAAUUGGGGGCUGACUAUAAUCCAGCCCUCAAUCGAUGGGAAUACAGAGGGAAAGCUAUAAUGCCUAUAAAAAUGGCAAAAGAGCUAAUCAAUCACCUCCAUCGGCUAACUCACCUGAGUGCAAGCAAAAUGAAGGCCUUAAUGGAUAAGGCCAACUUAGAAAGCCAUUUUCCCAAACAAAACUUCCUUCUUCAUCAAGCAGCUACUAAUUGUAAAAUCUGUGCUCAAGUCAAUCCUGGAAAGACUGUUAUUGGACCUGGAGUCCGGGUACGUGGACAACGUCCUGGCACACAUUGGGAAGUUGACUUUACCGAAAUUAAACCUGGCAUGUAUGGAUAUAAAUAUCUUUUAGUUUUUCUAGACACCUUUUCAGGAUGGGCAGAAGCUUUUCCUACCAAAAAGGAGACAGCUAACAUGGUUGCCAAGACUAUUAGAAGAAAUUUUCCCAAGGUAUGGAAUACCCAAGGUGCUAGGGUCCGACAAUGGGCCUGCCUUUGUCUCCCAGCACUCUAUCGGGCUAGAAAUACCCCAGGACCUCAUGGCCUAACUCCCUUUGAGAUUCUCUAUGGUGCUCCACCCCCCGCUGUCACUUUCUUUGCCCCCGAUAUUGCUGCUCAUACCCCCUCCCCCUCUGUACAGGCCCAUCUGCAAGCUCUGCAGCUGGUGCAACAGGAAAUCUGGAAACCCCUGGCAGCCGCCUACAAGGAGAAACUUGACGUCCCACUACGGCCACAUCCCUAUAAAAUAGGGGACACCGUCUGGGUUCGCAGACAUCGGGCCACAAACCUUGAACCCCGUUGGAAGGGACCCCACAUAGUGCUCCUGACGACACCCACAGCACUGAAGGUUGACGGGAUUGCAGCCUGGAUCCACGCCUCCCACGUGAAAGCAGCGCACCCGGAGAAACAGACUGAUCCCCUUCAAGAUUCGGAAUGGACCGUACAACGCUCCCCAAAUCCACUAAAGAUAAGACUUGUGCGAUCAUAG